Molecule: messenger RNA, 1477 nt
Organism: Paramacrobiotus metropolitanus
Lineage: Eukaryota; Metazoa; Tardigrada; Eutardigrada; Parachela; Macrobiotidae
Product: growth hormone-inducible transmembrane protein-like
Exons: 6
Coding region: 434-1477 (347 amino acids)
Cellular component (GO): mitochondrial inner membrane
Source: RefSeq, a predicted model, not a curated record
UUAUGGAUGGCCCCUAAUCGGCUUUGGUAUUUGGUAAUUUUGCUGUCGUAAGAUGUAAACGCUCAUUAUUGCUGACUCAUUCAGAUUGUAGCUAUUACUGGGUAACCGCUUGCGGAGGCGGUCUCUGAUCGGUAAUAUGAUUAAAACGUACUUACUCGGUAACGAUAACGCAUAUUUUACGCCUGUGCAAGUGUGAAGUUCCCAUAGGAAACUUCUGCCUCGAUGGUUCAUCAUUUCCAGUUUGUAGUUACUUACUUACAUUACCCUAAAAAGUUAAAUCUGUAUUAACAGAUUUUUGAAAUUAAAAUUGCUGUAAUAAUUUAUCCUGUUUGAUUAUCGGAAAAGAUUUUGACGAUAAGCUUUGAUUGUUGUGGGCAGAUUAUACUUGGUCAGCUCAGUUGACUGUUAAUGUGUAAAGAGUGAAAGUUGCAUCAUGUCGCUUUUCCGUCUUUCUUGCUCUUCCCUUGUUCCCCGGGCCAUCUUGAGAGCCCAGAUACGGAAUAUGGCGGAAGAAGCACCGAGAAUGCGUCGUGCGGACGUUAUGGCGCGCCAGCGAGUCCAAGAGAAACCACUCAGUCUUAAAGAACGCCUCAUGGCGCCCGCUGGAGAAACUGCUUUCGGCAUCGGACAGGCAGCUUUAGCUGGCGGUGCAGCGUUUGGAAUUGGCGCAUUAUGUUACUAUGGGCUUGGACUUUCCAAACAGACUGGUUUAUGGGAAAAAUCAUAUAUGUGGCCAGAAUAUGUCCGGACGCGCGUGCACGAAACAUAUGCUUAUUUGGGUGGAUCGCUGGGAGUCACAGCCAUCUCUACUUACCUAGUGUCGCGCAGUCCUCAGCUGAUGAGUAUGAUGACACGAACUGGAUGGAUGUCCAUUCUUCUGACUUUUGGCGCCAUGAUCGGCACCGGAAUGCUAGCCCGCUCAAUUGCUUACGAAAAUACCGGUCCUAAGCAUCUGGCGUGGCUUUUACAUGCCGCGACGAUCGGAGCGGUAAUUGCACCAUUGACAUUGUUGGGUGGCCCAAUUAUGAUGCGCGCGGCCAUGUACACAGCUGGGAUUGUCGGUGGACUGAGCACCGUGGCCGCUUGUGCGCCAUCCGAUAAGUUUCUCUACAUGGGCGGUGGAUUGGCUAUCGGCUUGGGUGUGGUAUUUGCCGCAUCCCUGGGCUCAAUGUUCCUGCCGCCGACAACCGCAAUUGGGGCUGGUUUGUAUUCGAUCUCGAUGUACGGAGGACUUUUGCUAUUUUCGGCUUUCUUGCUCUACGAUACCCAACGAGUGGUCCGAAAAGCCGAAACGCAUCCACCUGGAGUUCCGGGCAUGAUCAAGCAGUACGAUCCCAUCAACGCGAUGAUGUCGAUUUACAUGGACAUUAUCAACAUCUUUAUUCGUUUGGCUGUAAUGAUGGGUGGUGGAAACCCGAGACCUUGGAUAAAUUUCACCGUAUCUGUAGACGAUUUUUUGACUGACAAUAGUGAGUGA